Messenger RNA from Phyllopteryx taeniolatus (common seadragon), 3159 nucleotides. It is a transcript of the gene chrnb4, whose product is annotated as cholinergic receptor, nicotinic, beta 4 (neuronal). Gene Ontology annotation, biological process: signal transduction; regulation of membrane potential; monoatomic ion transmembrane transport. Gene Ontology annotation, molecular function: acetylcholine-gated monoatomic cation-selective channel activity; transmembrane signaling receptor activity. Gene Ontology annotation, cellular component: synapse; postsynaptic membrane; neuron projection. The record is from RefSeq and is a predicted model, not a curated record. Lineage: Eukaryota; Metazoa; Chordata; Actinopteri; Syngnathiformes; Syngnathidae.
AUGAAUACAAAUUAAAACACACCAUUAUACAGUACGUAUACCGUAUGUUAAGUACUUAACAUAGAAAGUACAAAUAAAGAACACAGGUGAAAAAAAACCUGCUUCUAAAAUGGUGUGUCUUUGACCUGCUGUACUAGUUAGUAUUGCCAAAAUGGCUUCAUACAACAAUAAAGCUUGUGGUAAGCAAGACUUUUGAAUAAAAUACUAAAACGAGUGUGUGUGUCAGAAAUGGGUGAUUCGACCAUACUGCACUUCAGCAAAUAGACUUGUGUCUUUGACUGCAGAGUGGAAGCAUGCAUGAAAAAGUUUCACUUCGAAAUGCUCCGAAAUGACACCCGUGUACAUGUCAUGAGAGCUCCAGUCUAAAUAGAAGCUGGGCAGGUCUUGGGGGCUCACUAGCCGCCCGAGACGCCUCCAGAGCGGACACGUCGUCUGAGCCUCCCCCUGCUGGAUGGAGUGAUGAACGAGCACCCACUCAAGAGCUCCGUGUCCGGUGCGCCGGCUGCGGCUUUCCCGGCCAAAGGAGCGCUGCUCUGAGGCGUCCCCGUCUCCCUCGUCCCGCUGAGCGCAUGGUGCCGGGAAAAUGACGUCUACGCUCGCUAUCGUCGCUUGUGUGCUCACGUUAAUACAUGGCUGUGGUGGUGCUGACUCCGAGGAGCGCCUUAUUAACUGGUUGCUAGGGGAACAUCGCUACAAUCCGCUCAUCCGCCCUGCAGUCAGUCAGUCCGAGAGGGUCACCGUGAAGCUUCAAGUGUCUCUGGCACAGCUAAUAAGCGUAGUACGUAUUGGUUAAAAUAGUCUAAACACAUGGAAACUAUUUACACCUUUAUUGUUAUUUCUUCUGUUAUCAUUUCAAGAAUGAAAGGGAACAGUUCAUGACCACCAAUGUCUGGCUGACUCAGCACUGGGUGGAUUACAGGUUAUCGUGGGACCCUGCCAAGUACGAAGGCAUCGACAAGCUGCGUAUCCCCUCCAGACACGUCUGGCUGCCUGAUAUCGUCCUCUAUAACAAUGCCGAUGGGACCUACGAGGUAACGGUCUUCACCAACGUUAUUGUGCUCUCCAAUGGCAGCAUUAACUGGCUUCCCCCUGCCAUCUAUAAGAGUGCCUGCAAGAUUGAGGUCAAGCAUUUCCCCUUCGACCAGCAAAACUGCACACUCAAGUUCCGCUCAUGGACCUACGACCACGAGAUUGACCUGAUCUUGAAAACGGAGGGGGCCAGCAUUGACGACUUCACGCCCAGUGGUGAGUGGGACAUCCUGGCGCUACCUGGCCGGCGGACGGUCAACCCCCUGGAUCCCACCUACGUGGACCUCACAUAUGACUUUAUCAUCAAGAGGAAGCCCCUUUUCUACACCAUCAACCUGAUCAUUCCAUGUGUGCUGAUUACCUCACUCGCCAUUUUGGUUUUCUACCUGCCCUCAGACUGUGGCGAAAAGAUGACCCUAUGCAUUUCCGUCUUGUUGGCCCUCACCGUUUUCCUGCUCCUGAUCUCUAAGAUCGUCCCCCCGACCUCCCUGGAGGUGCCGCUGAUCGGCAAGUACCUGAUGUUCACCAUGGUGCUGGUGACCUUCUCCAUCAUCACCAGCGUGUGCGUGCUUAACGUUCAUCACCGCUCCCCCAGCACACACAACAUGCCACACUGGGUCAAGAUCAUCUUUCUGGUCAAACUGCCGGCCUUGCUGUUCAUAAGACGCCCUCACAAUAACUCUGCACGUCAGAGGAUACGACAACAGCGUUGCCUCCGAUCAGGGAGGACAAUUCUGGGCUUGGGUUACCCCAUCACAUCCAAAACUAGUUUCCCCAGAAUGUCUUUCUCCACAGAAGGACAUAAAAGUACAAUCCCUACUCCGGGCUUUAGCCACCCCAACAGGACGGGCGAUUGGCGAUCCACAGACUGCCUUCCCAGUGAUUUUGCCUGCACGCAGGACCGCCAUCUUAGAAGCAAUUCAGAUUUAUCUGCCGAUGUCCAGGAGGCGAUGAACGGGGUGCGCUUUGUCGCAGACCACAUGAUAGCGGAUGAUGACGAUCAAAGUGUGAUUGAAGACUGGAAGUAUGUGGCCAUGGUGGUGGAUCGCAUGUUCCUGUGGAUCUUUGUCAUUGUGUGCAUGGUGGGCACCCUGGGCCUGUUCCUCCAGCCCCUCUUCCAAAGUCAGGUGGUUCACCAACACCAGCAGCCCACCUCCGAGAAGCCUCACAUUUGAUCAGAGUUUUUUUAGCAUCUUUGUUGGGGGAAAAGGCAUUGCAAAUUUUCAUAAAAACAGGGGUUGAUGUUUAACUCGUGUGUGAUUUGCUUUUUUGUCUGCUUUUUUUUUUUUUUUGCGACACCCCCAAAAAAGGACCAGCCUUAACAAGGGGUGUUAUGAGAAGAAUACAGUAUGCAAUGUAUCGCCGCAUACUAGAUUCACCUAUUUGCUGAUUUUUUUUCCCCCUUAUUUUUGUUUUUCUUUCUUGAGGGGAAGCAAUCCCAACAACGCUUAAUGGAUUAGCCCCGCUUAUUCAAGCAUUUUUGGGGGGUAAAAAAAAGUUAUCCACGGAUUUUUGCCAUUCGUGGUCCGGCCUGAUCACGAUUCCCCGCGAAUAGUGAUGGUCCACUGAGCAGUACAUCAGAAGGUAUGUGAAGUAAGUAGUUUGUUAUCAAACUUAUGAUUUGUUAUCAAACUUAUCAAAGGGAGUGUUUUUUCAUUUUUUUCUUGUUUUUACAUAAAACUGCGGUGAACUUCUUUUUACACUUGUAUGACCACUAAGCAUGUUAAAAAAUGAAGAACGUCAAAGCCCCAGUUUGUAUUUGUAGAAUUUCUUAUGAGAGAAAUUGUUUUGAAAUCUGAAGAAUUAUAAGUGUAGCAUGUAUUUUCCAAUCCAACUCUGUAGGAGUUAGCAUGAAACCAGAAUGUGACAGUAGCUACCUCUAUUCCACUCCCCCCCAAAAAGAAGAAAAUGCUACAUUCAUUAGCAUUAUUUGCUCUAGGACCAGUCUGUUUGCAUACCAACACUCACCUCUGCCUCACGAUGCUACAAAACGAAGCGGAAUUUUCUGGGCGGGAGCUAACUGGUUUAGCCUUAAAUGAAUCCCUUGCAAAGCGUCCUUCAUAGCCUGAUGGCCAUUCAGUUUGGUUAAAACACUUUAAAAAAGUUAUUUAAUACUACUUUUCUCAUACA